AUAUUGAUUUGAUAAACAGUCUCAGUCAGGUUUGAAGCAAACUUUUAUUGGAAUCUAUUCUUUCAUCUCUUUGAAGAACACUGACUCUUAGGGGACGGUAGGUAAUGUAGGUGAAGGUAGGUCUUGCCUAGUAUGUGGCUCAAUGAAAUCAUCUGAAUGGAUGAACUGCCCGGCCCAGCUGCCUCUGUAGCCCCUGAGUGUGCACAUUUACAAGCCAGGGUAGAUAGAGCUUUCCCCGAGAGAAAUACUGUUCUUGAGAAAUUAGCAGAAAAUUCCUUUCUCAUCACCUAACUUCCUUACAGUAUCUCCAUCCUUGUAACUGCAUUUUUCUCUUGUUUGUUCUCUGUUCUUGUAAUGUAACAACAUGAUGUUUCAAUGCUGAGAGCUGCCAGUCCUAUGCAGGCCAAACAGAAUCAUUCGGCAGCCCUUUUUGUCCGGAGCUGGUCAGCAUGCUUUCCCAGGAGACCAGAGAUUUAAAGACCACAUUUGCCUAGACAUGCAGCUGUGUCUGAGGCGAUGGGCCUCCUGCAAGGCCUUCCCAGUGGUCGUGGGCACACAGACAUGGGAACAGUACUAUUUCUGCCGGUCUGAGCUAGAGUUCCGUAUGGAAUCUGGGCGGCCACAGGAUUUCAUCUGCAAAGCUAUUUCUGGGCACACAGGAAUGAUAGAACAGCUGGCCUACGUCUCACCCCAUGAGUACCGCUUUGAUGAAGGGGCAAGGUCCGUGGUUUGCACCGUGUCUUCAGACUGUACCGUGCGUGCCUGGGAUCUGCAGGAGGGCUCCGAGAUCUGGUCGAGUGCUGUGCAGCCUGCUCCUCUGGUGAAUGUGGUGGCCUAUCCUCAGCUGCAGCUGGUUGUCACUGUGGACACACAGGGCUUAAUCAUGGGGUGGAAGGCAGAGACCGGGUCUCAGUGGGCCUCCUUCAGCUUGCCGGCCUCCUGUUCUUCAAUGGAGGCCUGUGACCACCCGGAGGGCCCCUUCUUGCUGGUAGCCUGUGAUGAAGGGACCCUCUACACUAUGACAGUACCUCAGCUGCAAGUGGUCUCCAGAAUAGCCGCAUUUCCUCACUCCUCUGUGAGCCUCACGUGCUCCCCUGACACACAGUGGGUAUUUGUGUCUGCACAAGGCUCAGACUUAGGCCCAAAGGUGUUCUACACUCAGCCCUUGCUGCACCUAUCAGAAGACAGACUUCCUGUCUCCACCACCCUUCCCAUCAGGCGGGGCUCCAGAGCCUGCUGGGCUCCAGAUGAGGCAGCCAGACUGAUGGUGAUACACAGAGAUGACGGUGGUGUGCGUCUGGUUAUCACUACCUUUGAGUUAAAGGCCACCAAGUCCAGGGACAGAGUGAGCAUUCUUGCACAGCAGCUGGCCAGCUUCCACCUGCCGGACACUAUGACGCCUCACCUCAUGCAGGGCCAUGGCUCCCAAACGAUCCUGCUCACCUCCAGGUCAGAGCUGGUGCUCUUCACCAUACAUGGCCUGCAGCUGAUGGCCUUCCAGGACCACCAGAGGCCCAUCACGUCUAUGUGGGUGGACCCAGACCGUGUCAUCACUGCUGCCUUGGACCUGUCCUUGCGUGUCUAUGUGUGGAAUAAAAAGAACACCUCACCUGUUCUCAAGAGCUGUUACCAUUUGCUCGGGGGAUCUCACAGAUGGGCCAGUGGAUUCACCCACGUGAAGAGCGACAGCAGAAGCAUUGCUGGGGUGGAAGCCAGGAGCACUGGGACAAGUAUCCUGAGGUCAUACUGCUUCAAGGUUAAGCUUGGCUAGGCGCCACCAGUUGAAGAUGCUCUGGCUUGGUGUGCGUGCAAAGUCCUUACCAAAGAUGUUGUCAACUUUGGAAAAAAAAAACUAGCAAGAUGCCUGCUUCCUAGCAAGAUGCCUGCUGCCUUCUCACAGAGAGCCAAUGAAUUGGUUUCUGUCAUCUUACGUUUCACUGUCCUGCUCAGACAAAAAAGGGAGGUGAAGUCCCCUCUUCAGGCGGUUUCCCAGGUGGCACUGGUCACAGACAGAGUGGACUGUUUGUGGUAGUGCUGAAUUUACAGCCUGCUCGUUUGCAGUGUCCAGAUGGCAACAGAGUUGUUUUUGUUAUCAAGAAUGUAAUUAAAAUAUUUUUAUUUGCCUGUGCUGUA
Mus caroli (Ryukyu mouse) is the source of this 2133-nucleotide messenger RNA. The record is from RefSeq and is a predicted model, not a curated record. NCBI's taxonomy places the organism in Eukaryota, Metazoa, Chordata, Mammalia, Rodentia, Muridae.